This is a messenger RNA of Ophidiomyces ophidiicola, 2313 nucleotides long. RefSeq lists its product as uncharacterized. The transcript has 2 exons. Lineage: Eukaryota; Fungi; Ascomycota; Eurotiomycetes; Onygenales; Onygenaceae. Gene Ontology annotation, cellular component: membrane. Bases 1 to 2313 code for a protein of 770 amino acids. The record is from RefSeq and is a predicted model, not a curated record. Gene Ontology annotation, molecular function: magnesium ion transmembrane transporter activity. Gene Ontology annotation, biological process: magnesium ion transport.
AUGUGGCCAGCUUUGUUCCUGGUCGAUCGCGCGCUAUCGAUACCCUCAUUGCCAUUUUCUAAUUCUCCAGGCGGGUUCCAUUACAGUGGGAGUGGGCCAGGGGGCGGGAGUGAUAAUGGCGGGGAAACACCGAUCAGUCAAUGGUCAUCGACGAUCGGGAUUGUUACGGCGAUUGUGGGGAAUGUUCUAAUAUCCUUUGCUCUCAAUAUUCAACGCUACGCACACAUUCGAUUAGCUCGAGAUCUGGAAAAGAAACGCAUGCAAGAGGGAUGGAAGCAGGCUGUCUCGGGCUCAAGACUGUCGCACAAUAGAACAUCCUCGAUCUAUGGAACUCUCAACUGUAGUAAUGAAGGCCGUGUGCAGCAGAGCAUGGAUGAACCUGCACACGAUUUCGCAAAUGAAAACGUUCGGUCUCUUGUCAGAGAUAGUUCUAGUGAUGAUGGCAACGAUUAUUUACAGCAGUCAGUUCUCUCGGAACAAACUGUGGCUUCUCUGGAAAAGAAUGCUGAAUAUGGGGAACCGCAAUCCUACCUUCGAUCUCCAUACUGGUGGACUGGUAUCAUUCUCAUGGCAAUUGGAGAAGCUGGGAACUUUCUAGCCUAUGGGUUCGCCCCCGCAUCAAUUGUGUCGCCUCUAGGUGUUGUCGCACUAGUGUCCAACUGCUUAAUUGCUCCAUUUAUGCUCAAAGAAAGAUUUCGGCGGCGAGACUUCUUCGGAGUUCUUAUUGCUAUUGGCGGCGCAGUAACGGUUGUUCUAAGUGCGAACACAUCGGAAGGAAAGAUAGGUCCUGACGACAUUCUUGGGAUGGUUACGCGAUGGGAAUUCGAGCUUUAUCUUGGCAUUACAAUUGGUUUAAUUAUCAUUCUAAUGUGUAUAAGUAAGAGGUAUGGUAGGAGAACAAUUCUCAUUGAUUUAGGGUUGGUUGGUUUGUUUGGUGGUUAUACGGCGUUGUCAACUAAGGGCGUUUCCUCCCUGCUUUCGUACACUUUGUGGCAUGUGAUCACGUUUCCUAUUACAUAUGCCCUUGUUGCAGUGCUCGUUGUGAGUGCGAUGAUGCAAAUUCGGUAUAUCAAUCGCGCUCUGCAACGGUUUGAUUCGACGCAGGUUAUCCCUACUCAGUUCGUUUUAUUCACGAUCUCUGUAAUUCUGGGCAGUGCCAUACUAUAUCGCGAUUUCGAAUCUGCUACCAUGAAGCAGGCCUUCGAGUUCGUUGGAGGAUGCGCCUUGACAUUUUUAGCUGUUUAUCUUAUCACUAGUGGGAGGUCUUCGGGGGAGGACGAUCAAGAUAUCGACCAUGAUGAGGAGGAAGUUAUUGGAUUAUUGCAUGGCGCACGGUACCACGACUCUUUUGAUUGCCAGGACCAAGGCAGUGCAUGCAUCGAUCGCAGAACUGAUGGAGCAGGCAUCGUGGAAGUCCAUGGCGGAUCAUGCCGCGAUUCCCUAUUGUGCGACCAUCAGGUGAAUGAUGAAGAGACCGAAGAACUCCACACGCCAAGGGCUCCGUUGUCUAGCUCUCCCAUGUCGCUUCCUCCUUCGAUGUCCGAUGCAUCUUUACUGGAGCCUCCGCCCGGGAGUUCCGAAGAGCGAUUCACGCAGCCUUGGAUUCAAGACGGUGAAUGCCUUUCUCGAGCCGUGUCAAUUGAUCGGCACCCGAGCAUACCACACAUACCUUCUUCAAGCAUAACUUUACAGUUUCCAACAGCCCCAGGAGUGGCUGAUUCUCCCGGAGAAGCUGCAAAUGAUCGAGAUUAUGUUCUCUCACGACGACAUACAUUGUCUCGUAUGCCACGAUCUUCAUCACGCUCCCGUCUCUCAUUACGAUUUUCUCCUGGACCUCUGCUAACACCACUUUCUGGAGGUCUAAGCGCGGUUGUAGCGGAUUCUCUACGUCGCGGUCAAGUCUCGCCAAAAAAGAGUAAAGACCGACGACGUCGACGAAAAAGGAUGAUAUCGACCACAGAUGGGAUUGAUAGGGACACAGAAUACGAAACUGACAGCAGCUUUGUUGGUGGACAAGAAGAGCACUGCAGUGAGGAUUUUCUUCGCACAAGCAGCUUAGGAACAACAUUACCAUUCAGGCCCCCAUCUGCACCGCAUGGAUAUACCAUGCCUCGGGCCGGCGGACAGACUACUGACAGUACGCCUCGUCCAAGUCGUGGAAGGAAGGGAUCUUGGACAGACAAUUUGUCACGGUUCGGUGCUAGCUUACGACUCAGUAGCCGUAGACUUGGCCGUAUCUUCAUAGACGACGAAAACGACCGCCUUCACCAGCCAGACGGGACAACAGACCGGACCAACGUACAAACAUCAUGA